Daphnia pulicaria is the source of this 4902-nucleotide messenger RNA. RefSeq names its product protein unc-13 homolog 4B-like (gene stac). The transcript has 17 exons. The coding region runs from base 1115 to 4798 and encodes 1227 amino acids. The record is from RefSeq and is a predicted model, not a curated record. NCBI's taxonomy places the organism in Eukaryota, Metazoa, Arthropoda, Branchiopoda, Diplostraca, Daphniidae.
UUGUUUGUGGCUCGUGAUGGCUGACUGCCUGACUCCUACACUGAGUACACACCCAAGAUUACUCAAAUAUAUUCUGGUAAAAUCUAGUGAAUUAAAUGGAAAUACUCAGUACCUAACAGUUUUUAGAUAUGAAACGGUCAGCUUACCUUCCUAACUCAUAUGCUGUGCUCUUGAUAUCUCAAUAAACACCUUAUGACCUUAAUCACAAAACUGAUUGUUUAUUUGUUGUCUUUGUUGGUGUGAUUUCCUUGAAGGUCAUUAGCAACAAAAUUUCAUGACAUGUAGACAUUGUGAUUCUACCAAACUAAACGUCAGAUGUUUAUAGGCCUACAUAAAACCUGCAAACCAAUGUUUUUACAUUAGUGGUUACAUUAUGCUAAAUUGCAUACCAUAUUCAAAUAUUCUUAUCUGUGUGGCUAAAUUUGAACGGGACCAUUAAAACUAAUUUAUACUCUUUUUCUUAUCUAAGGUUUCUGAAUGGAGGUCCAUUGAACAAAAUGACUGGAAUGCAUGACUUUUUAUGGACGACGUCAAACGUCAUCUCUACCUCCUUUUAGGCAUGACAUCAUUUUCCAAAGGAACGCAGUGACUAUGAUGCUGCAAUCCUCAGUCUGGGGGGGGGGGGGAAAAGUAUGAAUGUCAAGAGCAAAAGUCUACGAGGAAAAACGUGCAGCAUCACUGACGUCACAUGGUCUUUUUUUGUAUGCCCUCCACGUCUUUUGUGGGUUUUAUCCUUUUCGUGAGUGAGUCGGGAGAAAUUUUUGCCUGCGGCUGAAAUUUUGGCGUUGAGGGGGCCGGGACUGAUCCGCAUAGACGCCUCGACUUUCCUGUUUCCGAUGUGGCAUUUGAACACACGAAGGGCAAACCAACAUCCUGUGGUAGGCUGUAUAGAAGGAGGGGAUGUCCCAAAUCACCUUCAUCCUUGCUGCUAUAGGCAAGUUUUCAUAUACCUGCAACAGCUGAUGGCCUGCAGUUUUCACUCGUGAGCCUCACGAACGGACGUUCUGAACGAACACUCUCUCCCCCCUCAGAAAAGAUAACAACAACAAUUUGAUUCCAAUUACCAACAGGUUUUUAUUUUCGUCCUAGACAAGUCUAACCCAAUCCAUUUGCAAUGGCGUCCAACUACAAUGAAGAGGAUGAAGAAGGACAAGAAAUUAUUCCGGAUAAUUCGGCUUAUAACCAGUUGUGGCAAGAGGCGCUGGAUGUUGAUGAGGAAGUCCAGCGAAUUCUCCAAGAACACGCCUUGCCAAUAAACGAUGACGAGCUGGAACAUGCGGUAGAAGCCCAAGAAGAAGAAGAAGGCGGAAUGAAAAGGACCAUCAGCGAAGAAUCGAUUGACUUUUUCGAUCGAUUCUCCAAGAUCAGCGAACGUGCCAAUACUCAAAGGAUUCCGGCCGGAAGACGUGGUCAGCAGCCGAAUGACAAUGUUGUAGAAGAAGCUUUCGCUCGAGCCGACCGGAUCAACCAGUUGGACCGCCAACGGGGCACCUCCAGUCCUCAAUUGAGCGAUGGAUCGGACGAAGGCGUCCAGGAAUCGGCACCGCAACCGGCGCCCAGAUCUCGACCCAAGUCCCGCGUCUCAACUCCCGUCGGCGGCCAAACUGGAUGGAUCUGGGGACCCGAACUUAUCGCCGGUCCCGAGGCGGAGAAAGUUUACUGUGAAGUGCUCUACAGUCUUUUGCACGCCAUCAGCCGCACUGGCUGUGAUAACAGCAGCAUCGAUCAAGUCUUUGACUAUUUAAAGAGAUCCUUCCAGUUUACCGACGCCAAACACGAUGAAUUGUUGUCAACUGUUCGUCAAAGAACGCCACCAGAUGUCUCGCUGCAGUUGGGCGUCCUCCAAGCGCGCAAUCUAAAGGGCAAGGACGUCAACGGCAUGAGCGAUCCUUACUGUUCCAUAUGGAUUUCGAGCAACCGGCAGAAAUUUCAGGAUACGUCCAUGAAACCAAGGACUUUGGAUCCCGUCUGGAACGAGACGUUGAAUUUUGCGGUAAAGGACGUAAAUGAAGAUAUUUUGCAACUUGAAAUCUGGGAUUAUGAUCCAGAUGAGACAGUCAAGGAAAAAAUGUCGCGUAUUAGUGAAGUCAAAGAUUUUCGCGGAAUGGGCAUCCUACUCAAACAAAUUGCAGUGGCGUCGAAAGCGCCCGGAAAACCGGCCCAUAAAUUCCUUGGAUUGUUAAACGUUGGACUGAAAUCGAUUCCCAUCUCUGGACUGGAACGUUGGUAUCAGCUGGAAGGGCGUGACAAGACCAAAAUUAAGGAACGCGGAGAAAUCCGACUCAAUUUGACCCUUUCAGCCACCCGAACCGAUACGUCGGAGCAAUUUACAUUGCACGAAAGUUUCGUCCAGUACGAGCGAUUGUUGAGGAUCAUCGUGGAACACGAGCUCCGUGCGGAUGUUGAUUGGCGUGGUGUCCUGCCGGACUGUGCGGCUGUAAUGCUCCGCCAAUUCGCCGCUCAUCGAGGACUCCGAUCCUGCGUGACGGAUGCGUGUUCCUGGUCCGUUUACGCCACGGUUUUGCACAAAAGAACCCUGGAUCUUGGAAUGAUGCUGAACUUGGUCCAGCGACUCCGCAAGGCCAUCAACGAUGGUAAACUUCCCGAAGAGGAAUUAGUCAACGUCUUCUGGACGGCCGCCGACUCUUUUGUCGUCGCUGCCUUAUCGGCUGUCCGCUAUUUGCGCAAUAAUUCGGAAUUGAGUACCAAACCGGAACAACUUUCAUUUCUACUCGAGUGCCUUAAGGAACUGAACAAUUUGGGGUCUAACCGGCCAGGAUUCUCUGAACUGCAAGUGCGGAUCGGCGAGGCUGUGACGAUGGGAGCGGCCGAUUGUUUCAGCCGGAUUAUCGGAGGAAGAAGAAAGGGUGGUCCAAUCUGUGACGACGACCGUUUAGAAAAUGCCAUCCGCAUUUGCCAGUCACUUAUGACCGACUUGAAGAAGGUCCUAACUGUCUACCACCAAAUCUUUGAACGGAUUUGGCAAAUUCCAGCCUUCAACAUCGUCUACUCGUAUUACGACGGCCAGUUGGCCGACACUUCCAAGCCCAUGGUGAUCAACGUCACCAAGUCACUCAAGUCCAUUAAUACUUCCAACAAUCAGAUCGUCUCUCUAGCGCUGGAAGCUUCCGGUGAGGUUCCUCAGACUCUCCAAAACGGCCAUGCUAAACAAAACGAAGUUGAUAAUAUCGCGCCACGAUUAUCGAUGGGCACGGCUCUCUUUGAACUUUACCUGUGCCUUCAACAGUUUAACAAAUUAUCAGUUUCGUUGCCCAUGUUGGAUAGGGAAACCGUCAAAUUAGCUCCGUUUUACACUUGGUUCGAAACGGCGGUCGAUCGCUGGCUGGAUAUCGCCCUGUAUAAAGCCAUGAUCCGCAUUGGAAAAGCUGUUCAUUUAGAUAAUCUGCAAACUGUCGAUAGUAUGGUGAAGUAUUCCUCGUCAGCUGUUGAUGCUGUCAGCGUCUUUUAUUCGAUCAAAAUGUUUUGGGAACAACUCGCCUGGCCGGAUGAGAAAGGAGCCUUGUCGUUUGUGAUCAAGAUCAUGGAUGAGGUGAAACAAUCGGCUACAAUUUACGCCGAGGCCAUUCGACUUAAAUUGGAGAGACUUCAUUCCGGUUCACCGACAACUGGUACUGCCCAGCCGUUCUUCAUCUCCCUCAAGAUAUGUUCCGCCAUCAACAGUAUCUUACACGUCCAGCAAUCGAUCCAGCCCUUGGCGGAAGAAAUUGGAUUGUACAGGCUGAGCGACGCUGUCCAACGUAGCGAUAACAACGGUCCAACUCAAGAGACACUGACGGAAAAUGCCAUCAAAGACGUCAACGAAAAGUUGGACGAGAUCUUUUACGCCAUUGCUCGCAGGUUUGAAGUUGAAGUGGCCAGGCUGAUCAAUACUGUGAUGGAAUCGGAUUUCGGUAUGCGUCAAACUGACGAUCUCAACAGCUACAUUUGCGAUCAACUCUUAGCGCUGGAUACCCACCUGGAAAAAGAUGUUUUCGUCCGUGUUUUGAACAUCAUCUACCACCACAUUCUGCAAAGCUUCCUCAACGUUGUCGAGGGAGAAGUUCAGAAAAAGCGUCAACCUGCCUGCUUCCGCCAGUGGAAAGAACUGCUGGAUAUCAUAGAAAACUGCUUCCAUAACCCUGACGCUGACGCGGAAGAAGAAGAGGAUGAAACUCUGACCAAGAUCCGCUGGUUACUCAAACUGCACGGGAUGGAUACUGGCGAUUUGAUCCAUCAGUACCGUCUCGAUCGACUCAAACAGACGACUGAAUCCGGCCAGGAUGUCGGACUUGGUUCGCUGUCUGUCCGGGUCAUCUUUAUCGACGAUGCGCUUAAUAUCGAUAUACUUAAUGCCCGUAAUUUGAAACCGAUGGAUGUUAACGGCUCGGCUGAUCCCUACGUCAAAGUCCAGCUCUUGCCAAUUCAACAAUUUCCCGAUGCUGCUAUACUAAAGAGUAAAGUGCACAAACGUACUCUGUUCCCGCUAUUUGAAGAGAGCUUUACCUAUCCUGUACCAAAGUCGCUGCAGACCAACCCGGAAUGCUGCAUCCUAUUUACUAUCAAGGACAAGGAUCUGAUUGGCGCCAACGAGAUGAUGGGCGAACACUUCCUAGGUUUCCAGCAAAUCACUCGUGGCGACUCCUCAGUCAACAUGAACGAUCUGGAGCAAGUGAUUUUGCCACUUACUAAACCGCUAGAGAAAGAAUCUGAAUUUCUAAACGCACUGGAGGGCCGUACAUGGGAUAAGGCGGCCAAAGAUUUCGCCAAAAAGGAGAAGAAGCGAAUGAGCGGAAAGUGAUUAUUAAUAAAACUGUUUACCAACGAUUUACAUAUUUAUACAUAUACUCAAUGGCGCUCCGCUGAAAUGAAUUUUUCUGUAAAUAUACAUACAAUUCGAGUCAG